AUGAGAAAAUCUAGUCUAAGCAAAGUUCAGAAAAAUUUUAAAGUAUUCAAUGAUGUCAAUGAACACGAAAACAGAUACGCACAAUUGACUUUGGAAGACUCAAUAGCAGAAUCAUCUGAGGGGGAAAAAGUAAGUUCUAAUGAAGAUGAUUAUGAUCCUACCAGCUUGGAUAUUUCAAAUAAAAACACCGAGCCAACAGAGAAAGACACUUUAUCUACCAAUGCUUUAGAUAACAAUGAAGAUUUUAUUGGAUUUGAUUUUGAUAGCAGUAGUGAUAAUGAUGAGUACGAGAAAAGUGAUGAAGAAGUGAACUUUGAAGAGGACAAAGAUGACUCUAGUUCUACUGGAAAACAUGUUUUCAAUAGUGAUUAUCCAUGGAUAUUAAACCAUGACCAUUCAAAACAAAAGGAAAUUGCAGACUGGCUAUGCUUAGAGAUCAAGGACUUUGUGGCGUAUAUAUCGCCCAGUAGGAGUGAAAUUAAAAUUAGAAACAAAACCAUAUCGAAGAUUAGACAGGCAGUUAAAGAAUUUUGGCCAGAUGCCGAUCUUCAUAUUUUUGGUUCUUAUGCUACAGAUCUAUAUUUACCGGGUAGUGAUAUAGACUGUGUUGUUAAUAGCAAAGCUGGUGGUAAAGAGAGUAGGUCUAAUCUUUAUUCUUUGGCUUCCUUUUUAAAGAGAAAGAAAUUAGCUAUUCAAGUGGAAGUUAUUGCAAAGGCCAGGGUGCCUAUUAUUAAAUUUGUAGAGCCUGAAUCAAACAUCCACAUUGAUGUUUCGUUUGAAAGGCUUAAUGGCUUAGAAGCUGCUAAAAUUAUUAGAGAUUGGUUAACGGAAACACCCGGUUUACGGGAACUAGUUUUAAUUGUUAAACAGUUUUUAAGUGCUAGAAGACUAAAUAACGUUCAUAACGGUGGGCUUGGUGGUUUUAGUAUUAUUUGUUUAGUUUACUCUUUUUUACAACUGCACCCAAGAAUAUUGACCGAUGACAUCGAUCCAAUGAACAACUUGGGUGUUUUAUUGAUUGAUUUUUUCGAGUUGUAUGGAAAAAAUUUUGCAUAUGACGAUAUUGGGAUUUCAGUAACAGACGGCAAUGUUCGCUAUUUGAAAAAAAGCCAACAUCCGGAUUUAACCAUGGGUAGUAGAUCAUCUUUUACCUUGUGCAUACAGGACCCUGGAGAUGCCAAGAAUAAUAUUAGCAGAGGUUCAUUCAACAUCCGUGAUAUUAAGAAGGCAUUUGCAGGGGCAUAUGAUUUAUUGACCGAUAGGUGUUAUGAAUUGUAUUAUGCCACGUAUAAAGAACGUGUAGGUAAAUCUAUUUUGGGAAAUGUCAUUAAAUACAGGGGGAAAUUGAGGGAAUUUAGAGAUGAGAGAAAUCUGGUUACCAACAAGGCCAUCGUUGAAAAUGAAAAUUAUCAUAAGAGAAAGAGGGAUAUGGUUAAUGGCGAAGAUAGCUAUGAAAGGGAUGAAGAUAUCUUUGUUAUUGGAACCAGUGACGAAGAACAUGAAAAAUAUAAAAUUACUGAGGACAAAAGUUACGAUGAAGAAAGGCAGGAUAUGUCUAAAAUAGACAAAAGUAAGGAAGAAAAAAAAAAAAGGAAUAAACCAGCCAAUGAUAAACGCAAAAAACAAAAGAUUAAACAUGAUAAAAAAAAGGAAGAAUCUGGCGAAAAAAAGAAAAAAGAUGUAAUAAAAGAAAUAUCGAAAAAAAGUGUGGAUGAUUACAUGGGUUUAAAUGAUAACAGCAAUGAAGAAGCAGAUGAUGAAUAUAAUCCAGAGCUGGUUGACAUUUCCACUACAAGUGAGACAAAAGAGCCAGCGUUUGAAUUUAAGGACGGAGAUAAAAUCCAGUCCGACGCUUAUGAUGUGGAAAAUGACAGUAGUUAUUCUCCAUCUAUAAUAGAGCCAAAACUCAACAAACAACGUAAAAGAGACUAUUGGUUAAGUAAAGGAAAUUCUUUAUAA
Saccharomycodes ludwigii is the source of this 1959-nucleotide messenger RNA. RefSeq lists its product as uncharacterized. NCBI's taxonomy places the organism in Eukaryota, Fungi, Ascomycota, Saccharomycetes, Saccharomycodales, Saccharomycodaceae. The coding region runs from base 1 to 1959 and encodes 652 amino acids. Gene Ontology annotation, cellular component: TRAMP complex; nucleolus. The record is from RefSeq and is a predicted model, not a curated record. Gene Ontology annotation, biological process: RNA 3'-end processing. Gene Ontology annotation, molecular function: poly(A) RNA polymerase activity; mRNA binding. The transcript has a single exon.